GCACGCGCAAACACAAAGCACUUGGCGGGUGACUGAAGUUGUAAACCACAGGUUAAAGACCCUAGCUGUUGACGAGUUAAUUCAUGCCAUUCGAUGGAGUCAUCAGAAUAUAUACUAUUCAAUUGGAAAGGCAAACAAUGGCCGGCCAAGGUUUUGAGGAGAUCAGUAAAAUCAAAGCAUAGGAAUGAUGUUGAAGUUGAACUUCUCGGUGAAGGUCCCAGAGUGUGGGUGCACGAGAAGAAAACGCUACCGAUGACUCUGCAACGUAUAGAGCACAUUUCUGCCCGUUUGCUUAAAUCGACUUCCAGACCAACGGACACAAUGAGAGAGUUGAAACACCGCAAAGCGUUGCGGUUGGGAUUCGAAAUGUGUCAAGAGAUCCCAACGUCUUCCCUGCCAGAAUACCCAAGCAUGGCAGAAGUUCGACGUGACCGACGGGUGACGCUCGAUGGAGCGAAAGGUAUUGGCCGGACGAAUGUGAAGACAACAGAUGCAGACGAGCAUGACAAGCAAGGCCCACCCCAACAAGCGACAGGGGAUACCAGCCCAAACCAAAAACUUUCAAGCUCCAAGGUGGUUAGGAAGUGUCGAUCUGCUUUAAGAAGACAGACCUCACAAACUCCAAGUACCAGCUUGUUGCAGUGUUCGAAGGAAGAAACCAGUCUCAUCCACCACAAUGCUCCACAGCGAACCAGACAAAACAACUCCUCUCCUGAGAGCUUCGUGGGCCAUUGCAGGCCCAUCUCAAGGGCUUGCUCGAGGCAAGGCCUGACAUUUAGCCUGGCGGAUCCUCAGGAAUCAAAGCCUGAAGCCAUACCAUGCAGCAAGGGAAAUAAAGGUGUGGUCACGUCAUUGUUCGACACUUCCAGUGAGCUGACCGUCACCCCGCCACAGUCCCUCCCUCUGAAAGAGCUGCAAGGGCAGACAGUCCCAGCCGACAGCCAAGACCACGACGAGGAGACAGAGGAAGAUCUCCCCAGGUUCUGCAUGCAAAUGGAGGAACGGGCUCUCACAAAGGGCGUGUGUGUCUGGUGUAAAGUGAGAGGAUUCCCCUACUGGCCAGCCAUGGUCAACUGUCUUUACCGCAAGGAAAAGAAAGCAGGUGUUGUGUUCAUUGAUGAAUUCAUUUUCCAAAAGAGAAGAACUCUAAAUGGAAUCAAGGUCACCUUAAGAAACCUAAAACCUUUUGAUGCUGAGGAAACUGCUGAGUUGGUGGACAAAGCCAGGGACAGGUAUGGUACUGCCAUUGACCACUGUCUUGAACUUAUUCGGGACUAUAAGAUACGCAUCGGCUGUGGUUCGUUUUCUGGUUCCCUGGUAGAGUAUAUUACAGAUGACAUCAGCAUUCCAUUGAGGAGGCUUUAUCUGAGCUCACCCAACAAGAACAUUUUGAAGGACCACAAGUCACCAGUUGAGCAUCAGAACAUUAGCAGCCCCUGUACCCAGGACGUACACUCCCCUGACCAGGAAGUACACUCCCCUGACCAGGAAGUACACUCCCCUGACCAGGAAGUACACUCCCCUGACCAGGAAGUACAUGCCCCUGACCAGGCAGUACACCCUCCUGACCAGGAAGUACACGCCCCUGACCAGGCAGUACACCCCCCUGACCCGGAACUAAACAGUUGUAAGGCCGCUCACAACUGCAAUAAUGAGAAAAUGGUGCACUUCAUUGUCAGAGAGCGGGGUUUGGAGGGGCACCUUCAGGGCGUCAUCAGUGGCAGUGUGUUAUCUAAGUGGCUUCAGGCCUACAAACGACGCAGUCGCAAAGUUGUUAAAACCUACAUUGAGGAUGACGAGCAACUGGACCAGAUCUUCUACUACCUGAAGGAUGUUCUGGAGAAAGCAUCUCCUUGUUUAUCAGAGUUGGAGAAGAUCCACUUCAUUUUGGAUGUUCUCUUACCAGAGGCAGUCAUCCAUGGAAUCUCUGUGGUUGAAGGUAUAUCUGUCAAAAAAGCAGAAGAUAAGUACAUGCAGUGGCCUUUUGUCAGUGAAAGAGAACGGAAAGAGUUUGACUUCAUGAUUGCUAAGCAGAUGAAGAAAUGGCACAACAUAGAUAACAAUAACUUGUGACCUGUAUUGGCUGCUUUUCUUGGGCAGCAAACUUAUUUUGUUCUAUUUUAAAUGUAUUUGACAGGAAACAGUUGUAAUUUAUGAUAAGGGUUGAUAUAUUUAUUGUUCUGCAGUUGUCUUAAUACAUCUUUGACUUGCGUUUGUAAACCCACGUUGGAAAUAAAGUUACAUUUUCCC
Molecule: messenger RNA, 2250 nt
Organism: Hypomesus transpacificus
Lineage: Eukaryota; Metazoa; Chordata; Actinopteri; Osmeriformes; Osmeridae
Product: PWWP domain-containing DNA repair factor 3A-like
Exons: 16
Coding region: 94-2073 (659 amino acids)
Source: RefSeq, a predicted model, not a curated record